This is a messenger RNA of Sceloporus undulatus (fence lizard), 8920 nucleotides long. RefSeq names its product capping protein inhibiting regulator of actin dynamics (gene CRACD). The record is from RefSeq and is a predicted model, not a curated record. Lineage: Eukaryota; Metazoa; Chordata; Lepidosauria; Squamata; Phrynosomatidae. Gene Ontology annotation, biological process: maintenance of gastrointestinal epithelium; negative regulation of barbed-end actin filament capping. The transcript has 8 exons. Bases 13 to 4722 code for a protein of 1569 amino acids.
UCCAACUAUAGUAUGGGCACACGGGCCUUUUCCCAUGACAGUAUUUUUAUACCUGAUGGGCGAGAAGAGACUGAAGAGUCCAUUCAAGCAAUGUCCCAAGACAACAUCCUAGGCAAAGUCAAAACUCUUCAGCAACAGUUGGCCAAGAAUAUUAAAUUUGGCCAACCCCCACAAAUGACAGUUUCUGUGAAGGCAAUUGGGGAAGCCAGUACUAGCUUGGAAGCAGAUGUGCUAUUGAGUAGCCCAAUGGAAACAGAGACACAGCAGGAUGUGGUCCUUCCAGAAAGCCAUAAUAAAGUAGGUAGUAUGCCAGAUUCAUUACUUCCUGAAAGUGUGCACAGAACAAGGCAUGGAGGAGAAGAGAAGGUUACUCCAGUGAAGUCAUCGUCUCGGCCAAAACGACAUCAUUCACCCUCCGGCACAAUUGAAACAGUCAAUCUUGAUGCAAUCCCCCUGGCCAUUGCUCGUCUGGACAACAGCGCAGCAAAGCACAAACUCUCUGUCAAGCCAAAGAAUCAGAGGGUUUCUAAAAAGCACAAGAAAUUAUCAAAGGAGCUACAAAGUGUAUCAGUGAUUGAAUUUGAACCAGAAGUCCUAGAACCAAUAAGGUGUGAAGAUAAAGUCUCAAAACAAGAUGGCCAUCAUGCAGACAAGCCAAUCCAGGAUAGAGAAAACUAUGAACAAGAUGCGAAAGGCAAAAGAAAGCAAGAAAAUAAUUGGGUGAACCUUGAGACUGAGAAAAAAUUACAAAUGGCUGAAGCAGAAGUAAAAAGCCAUAUGGAAAACAAAAGACUUCAAGAAUUUGAGGAAGAUCAAAGACAAAUAGAAGGGAAAAAGCAGAAGCUUCAGGAAGAAGAGCAGUGUUUAAAAAUGGAAGACAAAAAGGGUCAAGAAGAGAAGAAAGCUCAUGAAGAGCAAAGACCUCAAGAACUUCAGCUGCAGUGGCACCAAGGACAGGAAGAACAAAGAAAGAAGGAAAAAAGAUCUCAGGAACUGGAGGAACCUAUGUACUUAGAAUGUGAUCAUCUGGAACUAGAGGCACUAAAGCAAAAAGAACUAGAGGGACAAAAGCAACAAGAAGAACAAAGACAACAUGAAAUGGAGGAACAAAAACAAUGGGAAGAGCAAAGACAAUGUGAAGUGGAGGCACAACAGCAGCUGGAAGAGCAAAGACAACAUGAACUGGAGGCACAAAGGGAAGAGGAAGAGCAAAGAAAAUGUGAACUGAAGGCACAACAACAGGAAAAACAAAGACAAUAUGAACUGAACAUACAAAGACAACAGGAGGAACAAAGCAAAUGUGAACUGGAGGCAGAAAGACAACAGGAAAAACAAAGAUAUCGUGAGCUAAAGGCACAAAAGAAAUGGGAAGAGGAAAGACAACGUGAACUGAAUGCACAACAAGAAGAACAAAGACAACAUGAACUGGAGGCACAAAGGAAACAGGAGAUGGAAAGACAACUUAAAAUAGAAGCACAAAGGAACUGGGAAGUGGAAAGACAACAUGAAAUGGAAGCACAAAGGAAAUGGGAAGAGCACAGAAAACGAGAACAGGAGAUAGAAAGACAACAGGAAGAACAAAGACAACGUAAAAUGGAGGCACAAAGUCAGCAGGAAGAACAGAGGCGACAUGAACUGGAAGUACAAAAGCAAGAGGAAGAGCAAGAUCAACAUGAACCGGAAGCACAAAAGCAAUGGAAAGAACACAGGCAAUGUGAAGUGAAGGCCCAAGGCCAAUACGAAGAGCAAAGACAAAAAGAACAGGAAGAAGAGAGUCCAUCAGAAGCUGAAGAUAAAAAGGAACAGAAGAGACAUGGAGAAAUAAAGGAGAAAAAAACUUACGACAAGUUGUUCCAGCAUGGAUUGAAAAAUAAAAGACAACAAGAAGAGAAGCAGAAAUGGCAAGAAAAACAAAAACAUUGGGAUUCAGAAGAGAAGGGAGAACAAGAGUUGAAAGAAGAAAUACACAAGUCUGAAAAACAUGAUGAACGGAACAAACAAAUAUUUCAGGGGCAAAAAACAGGACAGAAACAAAAAGAACUAGAACAAACUAGAACUCUAGAAGGUGAAGGUGGUUUGCACAGGAAAGGGAGAACCAUGAAGCUGGAGAAACAAAAGAGACCAGAGCAGCAAAAGGAAAACCUGAAGGCAGAGCAAAUGAGCAGUAAUGAUCAAAAGCAGCAAGAACUUGAGAAGCAAGUUAGGUCACCAAAACAUGGAAAAUAUGAAGCAGCAGAAUUCAAACCACCACUGGACAAAAAGAUAGUGCAGCAAGAAGAAUUGACACAAAGGGUAUUGGAACAAAAACUAGUAGAACAGAAAACACUGAAUUUAGAAGUGCUGCAGCCACUGGAAAAGCCAAAAGAACAGGAUAAAUUCUCCCAGUUGCAACUGGCCAAAAAUGUGAAUGUAAACGAGAAACAUUUGGAAACCACAAAGAAAGCACUUUCAUGUAAAGAAGAAACAAGCCAGCAAAAGUCAAACCAGACAGACAAAGGGCAGGAGAAAGAAGAAACUUUAAAGCACUGUGAGAAAAAGAAUGUUGAAGCUCAGGAGCAGGAAAGGAUUCUUGGAGAAGAGCUACGAUGGCAGGAAGUUGAUGCAAGGCAAACUAUGCCCAGGGGAUUUACUUUUCAAGUAUCAUCUGGUGAAAAACAAAUUAUAUUUCAGAAAGUGAAUCUGAGCCCAGUUACUCCUGUUAAAGAAACACCAGCUCCUUCCACCACAAGAGAAUUUAAGACUCCCAAAUGUAUCAAAAGUUCACAUGAUCUCCCAACCUCUUUGUGUGUCCCACAUACUGCGAUUUUGGUCACUGGAGCACAGCUGUGUGGCACUGCAGUAAACCUCAAUCAGAUCAAAGAUACAGCUUGUAAAUCUUUACUUGGCUUAACAGAAGAAAGAAAAACAGCAGAUUUGGCUCCAGCAGACAGUGCUCAGAAACCAUCUCCUGAUGCCAAGCUUUGGAGCAAUAAAAUGAAGCAUGCUCAAGAUCCACAAGGCAACCAAGCCAUAUUAGCUGAGUGGGCUUCAAUUAGGUCAAAAAUCUUAAAAAGUGCAGAAAAUGGUAAACAUAAUGAGAAAGACAAGGGAAGCCUCAGUAGGCAUAGUGAUGAUUGGACACCGAAAGGGCGAAGUGCUUCCCACAGUAAUUUACGGAAGACUUUGUCUGCAAAUGCAAAGUUUUCUAUAACUCCAGCAUGGCAAAAGUUUUCAGAACUCUCAAAGACUAAUACAGACACUGAGAAUAAAGUUGGCCCUGAAGCAGAGAACACAGUAGCAAAAGAACUGGGACCAUCCACUGUCCAUGCAAACAAAGAGGCAGUUCAUACUGAGGGACUGACAAGUGUAGUGAAUGUACCUAGAUUGUCUACAAGUAAAAUUGAAGUGCAUCAUGUGGUGGCAGAUAACACAGAGGGUUGUAAGUUUGCCAAAGACCUUCCAUCUUUUCUUGUUCCAAGUGGCCCGCUAAGUAAAGAAAUACCCCAGUCAGAAACCUCUCCUAAUAUGGAAACUCAGCAGAAUGUUACUACAAGGAAACUGGAGAGAGUUUCACCAAAUGGAGAAGAAAGUGUGUCCCCAUUUGGUGUAAAAUUAAGAAGGACCAACUAUUCUUUGCGUUUUCACUAUGAUCAGCAAGCAGAACAAAAGAAGAAGAAAAGAUACAGUGCAGGAGAUAGUUUUGAUGGUGUUCCAACUCCUCUGGUCACCCCAGAGAGUGAACAAGAUGCAAGUAAACUUUUUUCCAAAGCAAGUAAAUUUCCUAGCCAAGAGGCAAAGGAUGCCAUUGUUAAUUCUGGAAAGACCUCAUCAGCUAACAUUCACCAGAACUACUCUACAGCUACCCCAAUAUCUCUACCAAGUAUCAGUCAUGUGUCUGUACCUAGUCAAGAGAAAACUGUCUGUAAAUCACCACUCCUACAAAAGCCUGCAUUGGCUCCAAAGCCCACCAGCCAAAGCCCACCAUCAUCUCCUCUCUCAAAAAUACGCAGUCCUCCUGUAAUUGAACCAUUAGGGCAAAGAGUGAGUAAAGCUGAACCAGUUACCACUUGGAGGAAAACUGAAGCUAAAGGAAGUACUCUGCUUUCACAAGCACCGGAAGAAAGCAAGAACGAAGAGGAAGAGUCUAGGGAAAAGAAGUCAUUUUUCCCAUCCAUUACCAUGCCAUGGAGAGAGAAAACAGAGAAAAAAACAGAGCCUCUUAAAAAAGAAAGACCAGUGCUUCAGAGCAGGCAUUCCAUAGAUGGCUCCAAAUUGAUGGAAAAAGUUGAAUCUGCACAGCCACUCUGGAUCACAUUAGCACUGCAGAAGCAGAAGGGUUUUCGAGAGCAGCAAGCAACCAGGGAGGAAAGGAGACAAGCUAGGGAGGCAAAGCAGGCUGAGAAACUUGCUAAAGAAAAUGCCAGCAUAAACAGUCAGUCAGAUAAUAAAAUCACCAACAGGACAAAUACACUAGUAAAACCUGCAGCCCCAGAAGAGGAGAAGAAAAUUGAGACUGCUAUGUCAAGGCUUGAACGCAGAGAACACCUGAAAAAAUCGAAUACUCUUCCUACAUCUGUGACAGUGGAGAUUUCAAACUCUGUUCCAUCAUCACCCUUGGCAAAAGAAGUCACAAAGAGAUUCUCUACGCCUGAUGCUAAUCCAGUGUCAACAGAACCUGCCUGGCUGGCCUUAGCCAAGAGGAAAGCAAAAGCCUGGAGUGACUGUCCACAAAUCAUUAAGUAAACAAUGCAGGGGUUGCUUUUACUGUUGUUAAUUGCUUUCUCCUUUUUGUUAGUAUUUUCACAUGACAGAACUAACUGAACAAAAUUAAGCACAUAUCCUGGAGGAUGAAGGACACUUUGAACUGUGUACCAUUUUCUCAUUGCAAAUUUCAUCUACAUAAUAGAAUCUUACCACUGUGAGAAUUUAGGUACUGUGGAAGAGAGGUGUUGGCACAAGUCUGAGGUUUUAUCACUCGCAAAACAGUUGUUAAAUAUGUUUUAGGUUCAGAUUAUUUUAAAAAAUUGUUCCUCCAUUGUCCCUCAAUAUUUGGCUCCAGUGGUUUGGAUUUCUAUUUGUCUUUUUGGAUAUGUUACUGUAAACAAAGCAGAGAUUCCAGCUACUUAAAAAUGCUUUAAAUGAAUAUAAGCUGCAUGUUGCUCCAUUUUUGAAUUUAGAAUGUAAUACCAUUUACUGGAAAAUUUAAAAAUCUACUCAGGUACAGGAUAUUGAAAGACCAAUUUCUGUCUUAGUAGUAAAGGGAACUAUACAGUGAUAAUCUUUUAUUCAUGUUGCAAUUAAUGUAGAGAUGAUGACUUUGAAAUACUUAAGUAUAACUUGUCACUGAUGAAAGUACCAAUGUGUCUGGUCCUGCUGUAAAGAUGUUGCAGGAUAGGAAUUUGUCCUGGUGCUUGGAGCCUUGAGCAGGAAAAUUUGCCUGUAAAUGUUUUCACGAGUUCAGUAUUUUAUUUGUGAUAAACCUUGCUUUUUAUCAGUAGCUUCUAUCAGGAAGUAUCUAAUUAUAUCAGCUUUGUUAACUUGCUAAAACUGGGGCUUGUCAAAUGUGCAUUUCCAUUCUAUCUUUCUAUGUGUGAUUCUUCAUACCAUGAAGAAUGCAUUACUUGCAAAAAUGCAUUACAACAUUUUCCCUAGUACAGUAUGCAGAUACAUGCUACUGCAACGGUAUCUGGUAAAAUGCCAUCUAUGCCUUUUUCUUCUGACAAUGGGGGAACACCAUGCAGAGAGAAAAAUAGCAGCAGUGGAGUAUUAAAACACAUGUGAAGGCAAACCCAGAUCAUUCAUAUUAUACCUAAUUUAAAUAGCAUCCAAAAGCCCACCUAGUUAUGUAACUUUUUCAGUGUCUACAUGUUGGGGAUUCAAAAGAUUAAAGAGUUCAUAACACAAUGAAAGAAAGAAGUAAUUCAGCUGGAUAGUAGCGCCUGUCUCUGUGCCUUACCACAUGACAUUUUAAUUCUUCACUUCUCUUCCCAUGGAAGACAGUCGUAAAAGUGAGCCUUUUGUAGAAUGGAUAUUCCAGCUAGAAAAAAGACUCACUUUUACAAGUCUCUCCUGAGAGAAGAGAAUUGAAGAACUACAACGUCAUGCAGCAAGGCAUAUAGAAAAGUGCUACUAUCCUGCUGAACUUCCACUUUCUUUCUUCACAUGACAAGCUUCUUGUCAGCAACUCAUCUGAGCCCUGUAGCUCGACACUCCUAACACAAGAGUCUACAAUAUAGCAGAUUUAGGGAAAUGGGGAACUAAAAAUUUAUUGAAUCAAAGGGAACUAUAUUUCCUUCUUGUGGACAUCAGACUUCAUAUUUUCAGGAGUCAUAAUAUUUCUGCAUUUAAUUUGCACCUUAGUCUUGAGCUACUGUGCCAGCAUAUCUGCAUGUUAAUGCUGGCAAAAACAUCACUACAGCACUUUUAUUAAUGGCAUGUUUUAAAACAAUAUAGCUAUUGUUAGUUCCUCAGUAAUUACGUACUGAUAUAAAAAGGCUUAGAUCAGACUUCAGAUUCUAGAAAAAGUUAAAACAUUGCACGGAAAAGCAUAAUGUCUUUGCAGUUAAGUACUGCUACCCUUUAAGUCUUUAUUCCUAAAGUGUGGAGGUAGCAGUGACAUGUUUUCAUGGUUACUUCCUAAACUGCUUCCUACGCAAGAAUUCUGGAAAAGGUCAACAAUGCAAUGAAUUCAGAUUGUCCUAGUUAGUCUAAACUGACUUGAAUAACUGGUUUGUGUUAGACUGCAAGUAUCAUAAGAGGCAGAGUUGUAUUUUGCUUUACUAUACACUUAUUGAACAGCACAGCCUCAUAUUAUCAGAUUGCUUUAGCUAUACAGUAGGGGAGAACUCUGUCACUCAUCCAAAAAACAGUAUGAGAACUUUAGUUUUGCUGCAGAGCAUCUAAAAUGGCAUGUCAGCAGAUGCUGUUAAUGAACAGGUAUCAUGCUUCAGGAAAAGAAAACAGUUGUGUUUGUGUGUACCUGCAGAAAGGAUAAUAAAUUCAGUAUUUAUGAAGCUUCAGUGAGGAGGAGUACUCUUAUAGCUGUUGGGCUCUUAAUGUUAAAUUUUAAUUUCAUCUUUAAAUGCAAACUAUUGAUACCCCCAAAGACGCAUCACUUUCAGGCAGGAUUAUUAAAAAUGUAAGGGAAAAGCUGUGCUUAGGAUUUCAUUGGAACUGAUGAAGAGCUGAUAUAUUGCCACUCCAGAUAGUGAGGGCCUUACAACAAGUGUGUAUGCUGGAGCCAUUAAUGUAACUUAUGGCAAUUUAAUGUUCUCUCAUCAUCAACUUUGAGGGGCUUAUAAGAUCCAGGUUGCAAAAUACAAGAACCUUCUGCUCACUUGGAACAAGGUGAAGCAGAAAGAAGGCAGGCCUGUGUGUUUAAUCUUUUGUUUAUCCACUGAUUACUGAAGGGGCAUUCCGUUAUCUUAGAAAUACAUAACAAUUAAUCCAUUGACAUGAGGAGCUACUAAAUGUGGGACAAGUAGUGCACCUAGUAGAGGAUGUAUACAAAGUACAGAUCUGCUCUGACUGGUGCAAAAACCUUCUGGUGGUAUGGGAAAUGUUUUAUUUUAAAAUGUGCACUUACUCAGACCACACUUAAACCUGCAAUUGCACAAACUGUAAUUAUAACUUUCAAUUUCUUCAGAGCCAUUUCUGAAAUUGGUCUGGAAUGGGAGAGUAGGGUUGGGGGAAGGUGGGGAGGUUAACUCUGGAGGUAGGCAGGGAAAAAGCAAAGUGGAAGAAAUUUAGGGAGGGGGGGAGUAGAUGCUAUUUGCAUGAUAAAAGAAGGGCCUACCAAAAUGAUUCUAGACACACUGUUAGCACAGAGUAUAUAGUUAGUAAAUAGUUCUAAAGCUUCAAAAGCAAAGUGUAUUCAAGCAUGAAGGUAUCUAGUGUACUGAAAAUUGUAUUCCAAGGCCCUGAUCGGAAGGGUGUGCAUCCCCUGCUGAUAAAGCAGUGUUUCCCCAUUUCAUUCAUUGCCAGGCUUACCAUCAGCAUUGAUAGUCGUAAUCACCUCUUAGGCAGCAAGGGCCACUUGGAAGAAUAUUUUUUCUCUUAAUUCUGUCUAACAGGUGAUCAGUGCAUCCAAGCUAAUAGUAUUAGUUACACUACAUGCUGUUCUGCAUAUGCAGGUGUACCCCAGAUGCUGGAUGUAAGAACCUGUGCAACACACUUUUGUAUGGAUAAGGGGAAAGCCAUUUCCAUUUUAGUGUCCUAAUUAGAGCGGGAAUAUGUACAAUAUUUGUAACGGAACAUUUCUACAAUAUUUUCAAUAUUUGACAUUUCAUGUAAGAUCAACUCAAAAAUUUGCACUAAAUACCAACGAAGUGUUACUUUGCUUAACCUUUUUUUGUUUUGUUUCACAGCCUUUCCUACUAAACACAUUAUUGAAACUCUGUAAAAUGAAAUCCAGCAAGGAAUAACUUUCAACAACAUUAAUCCAACCACUAUGUAUAAUAUGGUCUCUCUCACUCUCUUUUUUUAGUAACUUGUAUACAGAUGUCCUGAUCCAGAGGAAGUAAUCAUACCCAAAUCCUGUCGAAAUCAUUGGGGUUUAAAUUAGUCAUAAUGACAUUAUCCUACAGAUUAACAGGUGUUGGGAAUAAUUAACAUUUUCUAGACUGGGGACAAAAUAUUAUUUGAGGUUAAAGAUUAACCUCUGUUCAUAUAGUGGUGUAUAAAAUUAUAAACAAAUGUAUAAUUGUGAGGUUUUGUUUUGUGUACUUUUUUAAUUUUUCAAAUGUUUUAAAGUGCAAUUGUUUCUUAUACUAAUGUCAUUUUAAUUCCUUUUAAAUUAUAAUCUGCUGAAAAUUAUCAGAAGGUGUAUGUAUUCAUUGUCUUUUUGUUAAAACAUCGGGUUUGCCUUAUAUGGAGAGCCUGAAAUUGCUGUAGGAUCUAAUUAUGUGUUUUUACAAACAAUAAAAUCUGAGUAAAACUAUGA